AUGACGCUGAACCGACCGAUGGUGUUCGAGGCGGUGAUGAAGAGCGCGGCAAAGCAGGGGGCGACGUUUGGGCACACGAACGCGGCGAAGGGGAAGCGGGUCAUCAUCGAGCACACGAGCUCGAACCCGAACGCGCCGCUGCACAUCGGCAACCUGAGAAAUGUCAUGAUCGGCGCGCACUUGGCGAAGUUGAUGAAGGCGUGCGGGCACGAGGUGCAGGAGGCGUUUUACGUGAACGAUUUGGGGGCGCAAAUCGGUCUGACGGCGUUGGCGUACUCACGGGUGUACGACAAGCUCGAGCCAUUCAUGAAGAUUGACCACUGGAUCGGCGCCAUGUACGCGGUGAUGAACACGUGCCAAGAGUUACAACAAGUCGGCGUGAACCCGGGAGAUCUCGAGGAUGCAUGCGUCGCUGGUAAGGAUGCCGUGGAUGCGCUCAUGAAGAAGUCGCUCGAGGCCGUCGCGGGUAACGCCGAUAAGGAGAAGGGCGUGGCUGAGUAUUUCGACAUUUACCAAGACCUUCGCGGCCGAUUCGAGAAAAUCAUGGUCGUGAUGCUCGCCGAUAUUCGUACGAUUCCAGACAUCAAGGUCGAGGCGGGUAAGCUCAACUUAGCGUACGAGAAGCAAGAGCCGUGGGCGAUUAAGAUUUUCCGCCAGAUGGUUUGCGACUGCCUUACUGGCGUACAGCAAACCCUCUCGACCUACGGCGUACAGCAUGAUCGAUUCGAUUUCGAGUCCGAGCUCGGCUGGGAAGGGUCAAACGAUAAGGUGUUGGAAAUCAUGCAAAAUAGCGACUACUAUGUGCCGCAGACGCAGUGCAACGACAAGGGAGUUCCUCAAGGGGCGUAUCUUGACAUGGCUGGCUUCAUCACGGAUAUGGGCUUCAAGAUCGGUAAGGGUGGCUAUCAAAAGGAGUACCCACCGCUCUACGUCCUUCGUCCGGAUGGUUCGACGUUGUACACGUACCGUGACAUUGUCUACUCGUUCAAGAAGGCGUCGAUGAGCGAUUUGAUUUUGAACAUUAUUUGCAGCGAGCAAGACUUGGCGCAACAAAAGGUUGCCUUGGCGAUGGCGAUGAUGAACCCCGAGAUGGAGGGCCGACAGUACCACUUGUCGUACGAUCUCGUUAAGCUUACGACUGGUAAGAUGAGCGGCCGUCGCGGUCGCUACUUGCUGGCGGAUGACCUCUACGAAGACCUCAAGACGGUGAUUCGCGAAAAGAUGGACAAGAAGUACAAGGAGAAGGGCGAGGACAUCUCCCAAGAGAUGUUCGAUAGCGUGACCCACGAGGUGUCCACGGCGGCAAUGAAGUAUGCGCUCUUGUCUGUGAGCUGCAUGACGCAAAUUAACUUUGAUAUUGCGAAGAUUACCGACUUCGAGGAUGCGUCGGCACCGUUCAUCCUGUACAACUCCACUCGUCUCACUUCCGUUCUUCGCAAGUUUGAGGAUCGAUCUUCCGCUGGCGUGUUGGAAAAGCUGUGCCCGCUCGACGACGUCGACUUCACCAAGCUCGACGACGACCGCGAGUGGGCCUUGCUCCUAGACUUUGUCUUGCCGUUUGCCGGCCUCAUCGUCGACGCCGCCAUGCCAACUUUGCCCAAACCACCUGCCUUGCCCUCCUACGGCAUGCACCGUGUGUGUGAUUUCCUGAACAUGAUGGUACGCGCGCUCUCGGGCUAUUACGGUCCCGCUGGUGUCCGCAUCAUGCCCGUCCAGAGCCAGCUCGACGCCGGAUGGAACGAGACAGCGGCGAUGCACGCCCGCAUCCAUGUCUGUAAGCUCUUCAAGCAAGUGAUUGAUAAUGGCUUGCGCUUGUUGAUGAUCGAGCCCCUCGAGCGCAUGUAG
Ostreococcus tauri is the source of this 1845-nucleotide messenger RNA. Its product is annotated as Arginine-tRNA ligase, class Ia. Lineage: Eukaryota; Viridiplantae; Chlorophyta; Mamiellophyceae; Mamiellales; Bathycoccaceae. Gene Ontology annotation, molecular function: arginine-tRNA ligase activity; ATP binding. Gene Ontology annotation, biological process: arginyl-tRNA aminoacylation. The record is from RefSeq and is a predicted model, not a curated record. The coding region runs from base 1 to 1845 and encodes 614 amino acids. The transcript has 2 exons.